This is a messenger RNA of Pseudopipra pipra, 6373 nucleotides long. Its product is annotated as olfactory receptor 12D1-like. NCBI's taxonomy places the organism in Eukaryota, Metazoa, Chordata, Aves, Passeriformes, Pipridae. The transcript has a single exon. The record is from RefSeq and is a predicted model, not a curated record. Gene Ontology annotation, cellular component: membrane. Gene Ontology annotation, molecular function: odorant binding; olfactory receptor activity; G protein-coupled receptor activity. Bases 3085 to 4026 code for a protein of 313 amino acids. Gene Ontology annotation, biological process: G protein-coupled receptor signaling pathway.
CUCUCCUCCUCCCACUUCAGUGGUCGAGGGGCAGAGAAAAAAGCAUCUCCAUGUCAGAGUAAACACUGCAGGCAGGGCAAGGGUAUGACUGGGUAGAAAGCAACUUUGCAGAAAAGACAGCUUUUGGUUUUCAUCAUCCUUGUCCCUUCCUAGCAGAUCAUUUUACAUAUUCCCAGAGUAGCACAGUGGUAAGAUGUGACACAGAACAUGAGAAAUUUGGGUUAGAUACUUUUUCACCUGUAGGAUAUUAAGACUUGGAACAGGCUGCCCAGAGAAUUUGCCAAAACAUCCUUGAAAUUUUUAAAAACUUUACUGGACAAGACCUUUUCCAGUUGGACUGCUUUGAGAAGAGGAAGGACCAGAGAUUGUAAAACUUUCUUCCAAACUACAUUAUUCUGUGUUUCUACAAAGUUACCUGGAAUGUGAUGGGUUUUCAAACCUACACUCAGGCUGAAGCUGAGCUGCCAGGAGCUGUAUAGAGGAAAUGGUAAAGCCACCUUCCUAGAAAGAGGAAUUCCUGUGGGAUAUGCACACUGACCUCUGAACUACUUGGACUAGAAUUGAACAUGUUGCAAUUGUAAACAAUUGUGGAAAUUUUCCCACAGGAUUGAAAAUGAUGAUUAAGAUGCAAGUUUGGGAUGGUCUUGUCUUCAAAGAGACCAGAAAUGCUUCCUUAUUUGUGAUAUGCCAAUACAGAUAAUACAUCAGAAAUCUUAACACAUCAGAAUCUAUGGAACACAUACUAGGAGUCACAAAUUCCAAUAUUUGAAAGAAAUUUAAGGAGCGUUGCCUAAACACUGCUUCAGUUCAGCUGAGGUUGUAUGACUCAUGCCUCUAUUUCCAAAAGAAUUUUGAGCCAUAAACUCUGUGCACCAAGAUGGAGAUAUUUUGGAGGAUGCAUAGUGGGGGAUUGGCUUAGUGGUUUGUUUUGGGGGAUAUUUUUGUUAUUAGUUAGUCUCUGCAGAAUUCUUUGUGUUUUGCAGGUGGCUCAUCUGGGCAUUAUGUUUAGACAACACUUUGUUCAGUGCUCUGCAGCUCACCAUUGAUUCACAGAUCUCAGGAGACUGAUGAAAGCAAUUUAAUUCCCAUAUGAUGGUGUUGAUAUUUUGCCCAUUUGGGCAUGAUAAGAAGACUUUUUUUCACCCUCCAAGUAGGUCAUAAGAGACUUCUGGUAGAGUUUGCAAAGCUGCCUCCUGUAUCCUGCCUGAAUAAAUACCAGCCCCCAGGAACUUGUGGCAGUCCUUUGCAGUAUUGACCUCUUAGCCACAAGUGUGCCAAGUAGAUAUGGAAGGAAAAAGGAGUACAGAAAUUCUCUGUCUUUUAGCUCCAUGAAGAGUCAUUUUGCCCUUAGCUUUGCUUUCUGUCUCACUCUCAGAGAAAAUUGUAUUGUGGGUAUUGAUGCGAGGUUUGUGCACAAUUACCUCUUUUUUAAAACGUGUAAUUUUUGUACUUGGAAAAAUAGCCAGCUUCAACAGGCAAAGUCUUUUCUUUGCACUUGUAUUUAGGCAAGAGUCUGAAAGCUAGAAUUUCAUCUAUACCUCUUCAAAAGCAGGUGACUGACUAAAAUUUUGGUAAGUCUGUAAUAUUAUCAAAUCUACUGUUUCCAAGAGAGCUUGUUCAAGCAGCAGACUAAAAGCAUUUUCAGGGCAGUAUGAUCAGAUUUUUAGAGUGGACACAUACGUACAUAAACUAUCUUUAAGCUACAUACUGAUGUUCUUUUACUAAGAAAUAAAUUUAGAAGUUUUCUAUUUGCUUACUGUUUUCACGCUGAAAUAAUAAACUGAAGAAGUGUGAGAAAGAGUGACUGGACUGGAGAUAUAUGAUACUGAUUUUCAAAAAUCAUUUAUUUUUCAAUAAAAGCAUAUAGUACAAAGGAACAAAGAUGAUGGAAUGUAUCUAUAUGUGUUUUAAUCUAUUCACAGGAAAUAUUUUGGAGUUGUUUUUGCAUUAGUUGUAUUCAUCAAUGUUAAUCAUCACUGCAUUGAAUGUACUGAGAAAACUAUCUGCCUUGUAGAAUUUGCAUCUAUACUGCAAGAUGGAAAACUCUGUGCCUACCUGCACAGAGUAAAAAUGAUCUCAAGACUUUGUUCUUUAUCAAAUUUGGUUAGAAUUUAUACAUAGUGACAAACAAACUUACCUGAAACAGAAAAAAAAAGUGAAAGUGAGUGUUUACUCAUUGUCAUUUAAAAGACCUGGACCUGGUUGAUGGUCGCAUUUUCAUUUUAGAGGUCUUUUUCAGCCUUAAUGAUUCCAUGACAUUGUCUCAGUGGGAUGAGUGAAUUUGUCUGGAACUUGCACCAGCUAUUCUGGCUCCUGCAAAUUGUCUUGCUCCAUCACAGUGUUGUAGAAGAUGAGGUGCUGUUUUUUGUCCUAUUCAUCCACUGCUGCUCAAAAAAAGAUGCCUUUUAUGCAAAAUAUACAGUCCAUUAUCAAAACCAAUUUGCGAUUGCCUGCUGGGGCAUCCUCUUCCUUUAUUCUCAGCAACAUACAGAAGAAAUGAUGAUGAUUGUAUGAUACCUUGGAGCACCUCCUGCUAGCUGCUGAUGGAAAAAAAGUGUAAAUGGUGCAAUUUUUAAGAUCAAAGAGCUGUCUGGAAGAGAUGGCAACCGUUAGAAACGUGUAAGUUUAAACUGGUUUAAUGAAAUCUAAGCACAACAGUAAAUAGAAAGAAAACAUCAGGAGUAAUGUUAUGAGUUAGAAGCUCAGUUGAUGAGAUAAAAAGAUGUAGCAGGAAGUUACAGCUAAGCAGAACUGAAAUAUGGAUGUGGCUGAAGGUGAAGAAGCAGCAAUAUUUUACACCUUACAUAUUCAGCUAUUAUGCAUAGCUGGACAUUUCUGGUUUAGUAUUUUUCCUUCUGCAAUAUUUUACCCUGUUCUAGACAGAAAGUUCAAGACUGCAAAAGCCUUUAUCCAUGUUAAUUUCUUGAGUUCCCAUGUAGGUUUUGUGUUUGAUUACAUAUGUUAUGUUUUGCUCUCUUCUACACUUGUUUGUAUUAAAAUAGCAGAGAUACAAACGAGUUAUGUAAUACUGUUACCCCUCGCAACUGUAAAGACAUUUUGCCUUUGCUUCUUACUGUUCUAGCAAUGCUGAACCAAACAGGGGUCAGUGAAUUCCUCCUUUUGGGUCUCACCAGUAUCCAGGGGCUGCAGCACUUUUUCUUCACCUCCUUUCUGCUGCUCUACUCGGCCACUCUUCUGGGAAACAGCAUCAUUGUGAUCGUGGUGAUAUCUGAGCCCCGGCUCCACACACCAAUGUACUUCUUCCUGGGGAACCUGUCCUGCCUGGAUAUGUUCCUCUCCACAGUCACUGUUCCGAAGAUGUUGACUGGCUUCCUCUUCGGGCACCAGCCCAUCUCUUUUGGGGGGUGCUUGGCCCAGCUGCACUUCUUCCACUUCCUGGGCAGCACAGAGGCUGUGCUCCUGGCCGGGAUGGCCUACGACCGAUACGUGGCCAUUUGCAACCCUCUGCACUAUGCCCUGGUCAUGAGCCCACGGACUUGUCUGCUGCUGGCUGUGGCCAGCUGGUCCACUGGGUUUGUACAUGCUGUGGUGCACUCAGUCAUGACCUCUCAGCUGAGUUUCUGUGGCCACAACCAAAUUCAGCACUUCUUCUGUGACAUCAAGCCACUGCUGAAUUUGGCUUGCAGUAGGACCAGACUCAACAUGACACUCCUCAAUGUUGUUACCACAUCUAUUGUUUUAGGGCCCUUCACUCUCGUCGUCCCUUCCUACCUCUAUAUUAUCUCCUUCCUCUUCUAUAAAGUCCAGUCCCAGGAAGGAAGAUGGAAACUCUUCUCCACCUGUGCCUCCCAUCUCACUGUUGUAGUACUGUUUUAUAUUCCAGUGCUCCUCAAUUACACACCACCCUCCUCAGGAAACUCCACUCAAAUGGAUGUGCAAGUGACUCUCAUAUACAGUGCUGUCACUCCAGCUCUGAACCCCUUAAUCUACACACUUAGGAACCAGGAGGUGAAAACUGCCCUGAAAAAAACCUUACGGAGAAAAGUCUUUCCUGGAGGAAAGUGACUGAAACAAGGAGAAGACUCAGAAUAUGGCUGCUCCACCUCUCUUAUUUACAAGGAGAAAGGUAAAAAGGACACCACACUGCAAGAGACUGUAAAACUACUGAUUAUCUCAUGCGGUUUGACACAUUUAGAAGUUAAUUGUGUAGAUCUACAUCAGGAGAGAUAUUCCUAGCUUGUGAGUAGCUAAAAGUUAGGUCAGGGAAGUCUUCUUCUAAGGAAUAUUCAAGGAUAAUUUCUGUGACUUUACUUGUAGCCAGUUUCUACAGACAAUCUUAGUGACAAUUACUCCUUAGGAGAGCAUGGAGUCCUUCCUUCUGAGGCACAACCACCUCUGAAGUAACAAGCUGGGAAUUUCAGAAAUCAGCAAUACUACUGUUUGUUGCUUCUCCUUGAUAUGGUUUUCUCUCAAAGGAAAAGAAAGGGAAGAAACUACACUCAGCCCAUUGGAUUCUCCUCCCACUUCAGAAAAGUGAAGGAAGAUCAUAGGCAAGAAAAAAUAAUCCAGCCUUCCUGGAAAUAGCAUGAAAAUACAAUUUUUUGUUUAAUUUUGCUGCAAGAUCACAAAAGUUCCCCUUUGUGGGCUAGAGAAUGCAGCAGAUUAAUGACCAUAAGUGAUUAUCUACUCUAUCCACCUGCCUCUCUUCGUGGUUCUUGACAAGUCAGGUCAUUGGCUAGUUUCAUUUUGGGUUAUGGUUAGCUGCUGUCAUUCAUCCUGAAGCAAAAUGUUUUAGCUUGUUCAUAUCCUCUUAAUGUCUUAAAAUUAAAGUUUUAUUUUAAAUGUAUAUAUUGAUCUAUUUCUAAAUGAAAAGUUGUUGUUUGGAAAUUAAAAAUACACAAUUCUGGUAAAAAAACCCUUUUUCCCCCUGAAUUUUAAUCCUUUAAUUUGGUUGCCAAGGUUGCUUUUCUAAAGAUGACUGAAAUCAAGCAAAUAUUCCCCAUAUUCCCCAUGCAUCUAUUAUUAUAUUUUUCAUUUUUUGGAAAAAAGUAGAGCCCAUGUGUGCAUGAGUUGUGUUCUUAUUACUUUAGCUAUCUCACUAUUCACAAUACUUUCUUUCUCUACUAAUAAAAAUUCUUAUUUCCCUGCCUAUCUACCUAUCAAAUAUUUUUUACAUCAGCCUGAUAAUUGUCUUACCAAAUAUUUGUCUGUUUAAUUCUUGGAUGAGCACCAUCACUGACCCCCACCUUUGCUCUCUCAUGUUAUGAUGCUCAUAUCUAUGCAUCGAUUUGAGUGUCUUCUCAUCAUGUGCCUGCCUCUGGCAACACAGCCUGCAUUGGUUAUGUUGGUUUGUGGUCGUGAAAGAGUUUGAAAGUGUUCAUCUUCAAAGUGUUAGAAAAUGCUAUUUGGUUUUUUUGAAAAUUUUAUCUGUGUCACGGUUUUUGGUACAGUUUUACCUGAGCGUGCAGGUAGUUUCACAAGUGCAGCACCUGUGGCAAUUGGAGCUGUCACUAGAUUUGCAAUGCAGUGUUGUUUCUGAGGAUGGUGAGAGGGACGAUUUUAUCAUGGACAUCUUUGUGACUCCUGAAGGAAACAGCCAAAGACACAGAUUCCACAAGUUGCUUAACCACAAAGAUAACUUUGCUUGGUUUUGUUUGACAGCAUCAACCUCCAUUGGAGAAUGAUGCUUACUAGGUUCAUUUGGAGUAUAUUAAUUGACAUCAUGUCUUGAAUAAGAAACAAGAAAUCCUCUGUUGCAUCAUUAAAAGUUGAAGUGGAGCAAACCUUUCUCAAAGACUGUUUCUCCUAUUAGCCACCUGAUGACUGUAACAGAGAAUUAGCAGUAAGAAAAAGUUUGUUCCAGCGUACUUGAUCUACCAAGCCCUUGGGUAAAAAUUACACAGGGUGAAGGAUGGUGAACUUUAUUGUAGUUUUAAUGGGGCCUGUGAGGUUAUUAGUGAUGGAACAACUGAAGUAGCUCUCCCAAGAGGCAGGAGCAGAAAAUCACAGCAUGGUUACAGGAAAAUAAAGGAACAAAUGCUUUCACCAAGCAGCUCCUUUGAUGUGUCCUGUCACAGAAAGGGGCCAAGUGCUGGCCCACACCGAGACCUUUUCAGGCCUCAUGUGCCUCAGACUUCCCUCUGGUCAGUGUGGGACUUGCAGAGGAGACAUCCAGGCUCUCAGGAUGCCUGGGCAGAGGUGUAUGAGCCUGGCCCACACAUCACUGCUGUCCCAGCCUUGGUGCCCCCCUGCCCUGUGGUCCCGGGCUCAAGCACUGCUGCUCUGUCCUGAUACACAACUCUCGCCUUUCAUGGCACCCUCUGGCCCAGCCUGAAGACCCCUGGCAGUCCAGUCUCACAGAGAUGGUGCCCAGCUUCUCCACAGAGUCCCUCCUGCCCCAGACCAGAUCCCC